Molecule: messenger RNA, 957 nt
Organism: Microthlaspi erraticum
Lineage: Eukaryota; Viridiplantae; Streptophyta; Magnoliopsida; Brassicales; Brassicaceae
Source: the annotation of a GenBank genome assembly
AUGACUAGGAGGUCCAACAAGGACAACCUAGUUGAACAUCCAGAGAUAGACAAGCUUGAGAAGCAACUUAGGAAGCAAAAGCCCAAGAGAUGGCCGACGAAGCAGCUCGCGCUCACGCCGCUGAAGUGGCGCGCGCUCAAGAAGAAGGAAGAGAUCCACCUCCUCCUCCUCCUAAUCCACAAGACCCUGCUGGAGAUAAACCCUAUCCAUCCACCACUUCCUGCAAGGAAUGACUAUGAGAUCAAGCCUCAGAUCAUAGCAUUGGUUAGACAGAACCAAUUCAAUGGACUUCCAGCUGAGCAUCCUCUUGAUCACAUAGAAAACUUUGAAGAAAUUUGCAGCACUACAAGAUCCAAUGGAGUCUCUGCUGACUACCUUAAGUGCAAGCUCUUUUCAUUCUCUCUUGGCGACAAAGCUUCAAGAUGGUUGAAGUCUCUGCCAGCUCACUCCAUUACCACUUGGGAUGAGUACAAGGCUGCUUUCAUCAACCACUUCUACACCAAGCAAAGAUCAAUUUCUGUAAGGAACAAGAUCUCCAACUUUCGCCAAGCCAACAAUGAAUCUUUCUAUGAGGCGCUAGACCGAUUCAAGGAGUACAUUAGGGACUGCCCUAAUCAUGGUUUCAAUGAGGGAAACCUAUGGAACAUCUUCUAUCGUGGCAUAGACCACAAGUACAAGCUUUCAUUGGACACUGCAAGCAAUGGAAACUUCAUGACCAAGACUGUUGAUGAAGCUAAGGUUCUUAUUGAGAAUCUUGCAGCUAGUGAUUGUAACAACUGUCCUGAUUAUGACCGCUCAAGCCGCACCACUACUAGCUCCCCUGAUUCUUUUCAAAUGACUGAACUCAAGAACAUGAUGGCUCAAGUUCUUAAGGGACAGCUCAAGCAUAUCAAUGCAAUAGAAGGGAUGAGUGAUGCUAAUGAAGACAUCAAGAGAAUGCAUGGGAGAUUUCUCUAA